Astrephomene gubernaculifera is the source of this 1068-nucleotide messenger RNA. Lineage: Eukaryota; Viridiplantae; Chlorophyta; Chlorophyceae; Chlamydomonadales; Astrephomenaceae. The record is from the annotation of a GenBank genome assembly.
AGUUCAAGGAGAAUGGGAGCUGGUCUCCCGCUUGGGCCUUGGGCCGUCAUACUUUCGUUUACGGUUUUGAUCAUACUCAACGGAGUCGUAUGGUUGGCAAAGCGCCAUAAGAAUGUCGCCAUGGGCUCCCGACGCGCUCAGCUCACCGCCGAAAUCACAUUCCUGCGGCGAGAGGCCGCCAAACUGAACACGCCCAGCACGUAUGCCAAAUGCGCCAAGUUCCAGCGGCUGGCGAACGCCAAGGAGAAGGAGUUGGCGGACGUAACUGCAGGCCCGGCGGUACCAGGCCUUGCGGAGCGGCUUGUCAUGCUGUGUAGUGCGGUCAAGGUACUACUGCUAGGCGCCAUCACACUGGCGUUGUGGGAGGUUCCGGUGGCUCACGUGCUUCCCCGCAGAGCACUAGCCCCCCUGGGCCGCCUGCUGGCCUUCCCGCAGGGGGCCCAGCUGGCUGCCUUUGGGGGCGUGGCGGUGGCGCCCUGGCUGCUGGUUGCGGACACAGCGACGCAGGCGCUGGCGCGCGCGGCCUUCCCGCAGCCCACAGCAGAGCAGUUGGCGGCGGUUGUGGAUGCGGAGCGGCUGACGAAGGAGGCGGAGGCGACCGGGAGGAUCAGGUCGGGAGCAGCAGCGGCUUCGGCGGCGACGGUACCACCUGGGGCCGUGUCUUCCUCGUGAUGCGGUGUUGGGAGAUGUUGUGGUGGGAGAGGUGGAAAGGGGUUGAGGAGAGGAGUAGGGAAGGGGUCAUGGAGACCCAUGGGUCACUGACGGGCUGUCGUGGUUAGGUUGGUGGCUGUGCGUACAUGGCCGAAUGGCCCAGGCGGAAGAGGCGUGCUACCGGUGCGAAGCUGGUGUCUCUUUGCGCAAUUUUGGUCAGGUGGUUCGUCCAAGUGCAGAACAAGUCCGUGGAUGCCUCGUUCAUAAGGGUUUCCGUUCGCUGCAUGGGGGGCCCUUGACUGGGCUCCAUUGCCACAACGAACACGCAGACAAGGAGUGUAGGUUCUUGACCCUGAAAUUGAGCAGGAGAGCGCACGUGCGACCCAAGACAGAUCUCAAGUGUAAUUAUCAGCAUGC